Molecule: messenger RNA, 1443 nt
Organism: Coturnix japonica (Japanese quail)
Lineage: Eukaryota; Metazoa; Chordata; Aves; Galliformes; Phasianidae
Gene: RFC2
Product: replication factor C subunit 2
Biological process (GO): DNA-templated DNA replication; DNA repair
Cellular component (GO): DNA replication factor C complex; nucleus
Molecular function (GO): DNA clamp loader activity; ATP hydrolysis activity; ATP binding
Source: RefSeq, a predicted model, not a curated record
CCUUGAGGCGGGCCUACAGCGCGACCGCCCCUCCAGGAGGCGGUGGGAAAACGAGGCCUAUCCUGCAGCCGCCGCAAUGGAGGAGGAAGUGGAGAUCGUGGAGGACGACAAGGCCGGACCUGCGGCUGCUGAGAAGCGGGGACCCACCGACACGCUGGGGUCCGCUCCUACCGCCAGCAGCCAUUACGAGAUGCCCUGGGUGGAAAAAUACAGACCCCUGAAACUAUGUGAAGUAGUUGGAAAUGAAGAUACAGUCAGCAGGCUGGAGGUCUUUGCAAAAGAAGGGAAUGUCCCAAAUAUUAUCAUUGCGGGUCCACCUGGAACAGGAAAAACCACCAGCAUCCUCUGCUUGGCUCGUGCUCUGCUUGGCCCUGCGUUAAAAGAUGCUGUUUUGGAGCUGAAUGCCUCAAAUGACAGAGGCAUCGAUGUUGUGAGGAACAAAAUCAAAAUGUUUGCUCAGCAGAAGGUCACACUUCCAAAAGGUCGGCACAAAAUCAUCAUCCUCGAUGAAGCAGACAGCAUGACAGAUGGAGCCCAGCAAGCUUUGAGAAGAACAAUGGAAAUCUAUUCCAAAACAACACGCUUCGCACUCGCAUGCAAUGCCUCUGAUAAAAUCAUAGAGCCCAUUCAGUCUCGGUGUGCAGUGCUGCGUUACACCAAACUGACAGACUCACAGAUCCUCGCGAGGCUACUGAAAAUAGUUGAAAAAGAGAAUGUACCAUACACUGAUGAUGGAUUAGAAGCCAUUAUCUUCACAGCUCAAGGAGAUAUGAGACAGGCCUUGAACAACUUACAGUCCACAUAUUCUGGAUUUGGUUUUAUAAACAGUGAAAACGUCUUUAAGGUAUGUGAUGAGCCUCACCCUCUGCUUGUGAAAGAAAUGAUACAACACUGCAUCAAUGCAAACAUCGAUGAGGCAUACAAGAUUCUUGCCCACCUAUGGAAACUUGGAUACUCCCCAGAAGAUGUGAUUGGCAACAUCUUCCGUGUGUGUAAAACCUUUCAGAUGCCAGAAUAUCUGAAGCUGGAAUUUAUCAAGGAAAUUGGCUACACACAUAUGAAGAUAGCAGAAGGCGUGAACUCAUUGCUGCAAAUGGCUGGACUCCUUGCCAGGCUGUGUCAGAAGACUGCAGCUCCUGCAGCAAGUUAGAAACCUGACUGAGCUGAAACCUGUGUUCUGGAAGGUAAAGGCCUGGGUGAGAGCUCAGCAGCUGUGUUUGUCCUGAAUCCCACCAGUCUGGUUUUGCUAAAUCCCAGAACCAGGCUCUAUUGUAAAAUUAACUUGAAUUCUUUUAAAAUUUAGACCAAUAAAGCUUUAAAAUGUAGUUUCAGUAUAUCAAAAAGCUACAGCAUCAUGGUUUCCUCUCUGCCUGGUUUUGGAAACCACCUUACAAGUUCAGAGGAGCAAUAAAGUGUGAAAUGCAGAGUGAAAACAAAUAUAAA